This is a messenger RNA of Alternaria rosae, 978 nucleotides long. RefSeq lists its product as uncharacterized. The record is from RefSeq and is a predicted model, not a curated record. Lineage: Eukaryota; Fungi; Ascomycota; Dothideomycetes; Pleosporales; Pleosporaceae. The transcript is spliced from 2 exons. Gene Ontology annotation, molecular function: ubiquitin protein ligase activity. The coding region runs from base 1 to 978 and encodes 325 amino acids. Gene Ontology annotation, biological process: protein ubiquitination.
AUGACGCAACCAGGAGACGCCCAGGCCUUCCUCUCUUCCCUUGAGCCUCUCGAAUGUGCCAUAUGCCUCGAAGGAUAUGACACUAGUCAUCCUCCCAUAAUGCUCGGAUGCCGCCAUAUCUUCGGCGAAAAUUGCCUCAGAGAUUGGGUAGAGGCGGGCACAAGCACGUGUCCUAACUGCCGCGCGCCUUUGUUUGGAGAAGAGAGUGCAGCUCCACCGAGCGAACAGGUCCAGCUUCCACCAGUCGAAUUACCUACAGACGUUGUGCGAGAAGAGCCUGUAGUUCCAACAAGCCAAGAGAUCCCACAGCUACCAAUGGAAGUACUGGCAGACUUCAUUCGAGAGGCCAGCAUGGUUCGAUGGAGCCAAGAACCCCAGCAGCGACGAGUCCAAGUAUCCACAGACGUUAUGCACGUAAUAGCACGUCAAUCCGCUUGGGACGUGCUAACUGGGGUAAUGCUAGGUCUACUUCGACGGAAUGGUGCAGAUGACCCGUCCAACGUUGCUCGUCCUCGAAAGCGCCUGCAACGGAACGCAGAACUUCAUCCACAGGCUCAAGAGACGCGUAGGAUUGAUGAUGAAGCACCUCGAGCGGGAAACAACAGAGGCGACACUCACCUGGUCACCCACGAGCCAAUCGACCGUACUUGUAUGCCAUGGUUGAACGACAGACAUGACCGCCAGCCAUCCCGUAGCCGCUGGCAAGCGCUGCGAGACCGAGCUACACCUUCUCGUAUCCGUCGAAAACGCCAAGAGGAUCAAGAUAGAGAAUAUGCAGAACGCCUCCAGCGUACAUACUAUGAACAAGAUGGCGCGUAUGAGACAUACGAUAACUUGGAAGAAGUACCCCCGCCUACUUACUCUAUACGUGGCGGUGUACCUAGGACCCGCGAGCCACCAUCCGAUGCCUACAUCCCUCAGCGGUUUAGAAACGCAGGGCUUAAUGGCUUGUAUGAUUCUAUCUAUAAGUUCUACUAG